This is a messenger RNA of Carassius carassius (crucian carp), 1531 nucleotides long. RefSeq names its product thiamine-triphosphatase-like. The transcript has 3 exons. Gene Ontology annotation, molecular function: thiamine triphosphate phosphatase activity; magnesium ion binding. Gene Ontology annotation, biological process: thiamine diphosphate metabolic process; dephosphorylation; thiamine metabolic process. The record is from RefSeq and is a predicted model, not a curated record. Bases 316 to 1026 code for a protein of 236 amino acids. NCBI's taxonomy places the organism in Eukaryota, Metazoa, Chordata, Actinopteri, Cypriniformes, Cyprinidae.
UUGUUGUAGUUACAGUAUAAUUACCACAGUCUGAGCUAACAAUUAAUGAACCUGUUACCAGGUUCCGGGUAAUAUUUGCUGUUUCCUGUGUCUCGAAACAUAACGAUCUGGAACUUACCUAGACAACAUUUUUUUUCCCGAAAGCGGAACACUACUUACUAGGCAACUUUCUUGGUUUUGAAACACAGCUGAUCUGAUUUGAUUAGCUACUACAACAUUACAGACCGUCCAUUACUGCAGUCUUUAAUUAAUAACAUGAAUAUGCCAAUAUUCAGCUGUCUUUCUCGUUUUGAUUUGUAUGUCUCAUAGAACAAAAUGACUGUAGAAGUUGAGAGAAAAUUCGUUUGUGAUGCAGAAAUUAUGGGGAAACUACAAGAUAUCGGAGCUAAAUGCAUCGGUCAUCGGCAGUUCAGAGACCAGUACUUUGACUCCCCAGAUUUCAUCCUCACGCUAAAAGAUUUCUGGCUGAGAUGCCGAGAGGGAUUGUGGGAGUUGAAAUGCCCUGCAGUUUCAGGAACUACAGCUGGCAAUGACACCGAGGCCCUUUGUACACGAUACAGAGAGAUAACCAGUCUCCCUCUGAUUCACUCAGAAGUCAGCAGGAUAAUCAGGGAAUGCACCGCUGAAGAGAGGGAAUCAAAUUCCUCACAAAGGGAACAAAUUGACAAAGUCGCAGAAAAUGAGGACACCGAGAUCUGUUCAGCAGAUGACACAAAGUGGCUGGAUGACCUCAAUCUGGUCUGUUUUGCCGAGUUCAAGACCGAGCGCUGCUCUUACACGCUAGAGAGGGAGGCCGGUGUGGUGCGGGUGGAUCUGGACCAGGCUGAUUUCGGAUAUUGUGUGGGAGAGAUUGAGGUUCUGGUGCCUGAAGGAGUUGACAUGAGUGCAGCUCUGCAGAGGAUCGCAGGCAUUGCUGUAGAACUGGGUUUAAGCUCUGAGAAGAAAGUUAAUGGGAAAAUGCAUGUUUACCUUCAAAGAUAUCGGCCUGAACACUAUGCAGAGCUUCUUAGUGCUCACAUCUUAUAAGGAAUCAUUAGUGUAACAUAUCAUUUGUAGUUUUGAAAUUCUGUUUCAUUUAUGAUUCAUCCUUAAUGCUCAUAUUUUAAUGAGAAAAAAAGCACUGGUGACAUAAUUUAUAGUGUCUUAUUGUGAUUAACAAAUAUAUUACUUGUGUUUUAUGCGAGGUACAAAAGUCAAUCAAUUACACAGUAGUCAAUUAAAAAAAAAUUAUGGUAUAUAGGUAGUUAUAUGUCAUGGCAAUUUGGGUUAGUUAAACAUAUCUGAUUAAAAAUAUGAAUACGUUACAAGUUUCUGUGAUUUACAACAGUAAAUUUUUUUCUAUUUCUGUUAUAUAAAUUUGAGGUUUUGAUUUAUAUGAUUGCUCUCUUUCUAACAAAAUGACAUGUAUCAUGGACAUUAGGUAACAGCAAGCUCUUCAAUUAAGUGUGCAAUAAUUUUUAUGAGUUGUAUGUAAGUUUGAUGUGUUAGAUUGUCUGACCAAUAGAAUCACGUCCUAUACGAAAAUAUUAAA